This is a messenger RNA of Danio aesculapii, 6258 nucleotides long. RefSeq lists its product as uncharacterized. The coding region runs from base 170 to 1402 and encodes 410 amino acids. The record is from RefSeq and is a predicted model, not a curated record. NCBI's taxonomy places the organism in Eukaryota, Metazoa, Chordata, Actinopteri, Cypriniformes, Danionidae. Gene Ontology annotation, molecular function: protein binding. The transcript has 10 exons.
GAGUGUGAGCGCCCUUUCGCCACCGCGACACUGUCCUGAGCACCGAGGAGAACCAGUCCAUUCAGAGAGAGAGAGAGCAAAUACACAAACAUGACAGAGGCUGAGAUGUAGAAAAACUUUCUGAGGAUAAAGACAGAUCUGCAUCUCCUUCACACAUCGGCCUGCUAGUAUGAUGAAAGAUUGCCUUCAGUUCCUUAUCGAGCCGGCGAAGAAGCUCAAGUUUCGUUUCAAGGAGACACGAAAGAAAGUGAAACAUGUAAAGAAAGAGCCAUUAAGCGAGAGUCAGCUGUUUGUAAUGGAGCUGGCCCGAGAACUCAACAGAAUCUGUCAGAGGUCAGAUAUUCUGGCUCACAUCUGGACCGGAGAGGACGUGUGGCCUCCACACACCUGUCGAGAGUUCAUUGUGGAGACCGCCAACAUUCUGGAGAUGAAGGAAAACACAGAGAAGCCUGUCCAAGUGUAUGUGGAUCUGCAUCCAGAAAAGCGUGACUGGAAGACUCACCUACUGAGCAUGCUGGAGCAGGGGGGAGAGUACGACAUGGGCCCCUACAAGAGGAUCAUCAUGGACUGGACCAGAGCACAGAGAAACACACACCCGCAUGGCAUCUGGCCGGGUGAGGCGGUGUUGAUGAUGCUGGAUGACCUGGAGCUGCAGUGGAAGCGAGGUCUCCUGUCCCACCUGCAGUCUGCCGUCGAGCUGCUCAUAGGAGUCACUCUUGGAGAACAUCUAGACAAGGAGCUCAUUCCAAGACUGUGGCUGCUACAAAAACAAAAGACCCAGAAGAUCGAGUGCACUGGCUACAUUCCACACAUAGUGUGGAACUGGAUUUGUGAUGCUGCAGUGGAGGUGUCGUUUGACCCAGAGACGGCUAACCCUUCUCUGCUAAUAUCUGAGGACUGCAAGCGUCUGCAGUGCGGGCUGGAGCGUCGUCCCGUCCCCUGCAACUUGCGCCGAUUCGACGGCUGGUGGUGCUGCUUGGCCUCGCAGGGCUUCUCCUCGGGACGGCACUACUGGGAGGUUCAUGUGGGCGACCGUGACUGGCGCCUCGGUGUGGCCAAAGAAUCAGCCCUCUGCAAGGGAUACAGGCCGCUGAACACUCAGAGCGGGUAUCUGACCCUCCGGCUGGAGAGGGGCUCUGAGCUCAAAGCCCUGACCGCACCUACAACACCCUUACCCCCCACGCUCAUCCCGCGCCGGGUGGGGGUUUACCUGGACUAUGAGGAGGGGCAGCUGUCCUUCUACGACAUCCAGAAGAGGGCGCACAUCUACACGUACAGCCAGAAGUUCACAGAGAAGCUUUAUCCAGUGUUCGGGACGGUGGAGAUGGUGCGCGAGAUGGUGAUCCGGCCUGCAGAUCUGAGGGAGCCGUGUCUCUGCAAGGGCCAGUGUCUGUUCUGCUAAUGCGCACUUAUUUGGGAAAAUUCAUGCAGUAUUUGAUCAAUGCUUACAAAAACAUAAAUAGUUUGAAGGAUGCAUAGAUAAUAUUUUUGAAUUAUUUUUUUUAUUUUUAGAAUAGCUUAUUUUCUGCACCGCUAGUAAUCGGAAAGGAGUUUUAAAACCAAAAAACGUUUGUGAUUGGUCUGAUAAACAGAUAGUCCCGCCCAAAACUCAUGUCAUUGGUUGAACCAGUAGCAGGUGUGUUUACCUUUAUUCACACUGCUAGUGCAUGCGAAAUGCUAUCAUAUACUUCAAGCGUAAAAGGCACAUUUUUAAUUAGUUUGCAGUUGGUUUUAGGAGUUGGAAACUUGCAGAAAUGUUUGUUUCAGCUGGUAAACACCAUUGAACUACCAUUGGAUUGUGGCUUUUAUGUAAUAAGUAGGCGUGGUUCUGAGGCUUUUUAGACACAAAAAUCUUCUCUAGUUAAAUUUCCUCUGUUCAAUUGAAAAAAAUAAAUAAACAGACCACUCGAACAUUUCUUUGGAUUUAUUAGAUAUGGUUUUGGCUAAUAUGUUUAUAUUUAUUUGUUUCGUUUUUUCUACAAAGAUCUGAUUGCAUUUCUUCCAUAUUUCAAAUAAAAAGCAAUAAAUAAAAAGUUUUCCCCCCAGAAUAUGUAAAUUACAAAAUCACAAUUUCCAUGAAAUAUUUAUUUCUUAACCGUUCUUACAUUAAAACAUUAAUAUUGUUUAAAAAAUCCUGAUAAAAACUUACAAAUAUAUUUUUAUCAUUUAACAGCAAAUGUUUUUUUUUAUCAGCUAUAUUUUUUUUUAUUUUUAAUUUGUAAGAAAAUAAUUUGCAGAAUGAAACCAAAUGACAUUUUACAAUGAGACUGAGAAUUUUCCAACAUAGGCUCAUUCUGAAAAUGUAGCCCCAUAUAAAUUUCUGGAGAUAGCAUAUUAUGUAGCAAGAAGUACGUAUGACUGCAUUUUGUCUGUAAAAUGAACGCUAUGGGGCGGUAUGAUGUAAUAUCUUUCCGUUUGUCCAGUAGCUUGCCGUGUAUGUUGGCGGACUUGAGACACAGAGGAGUUGAUCACGACGACGGGGUUCGAGUCUGGCAAAAAACGGUUCCAGAAAGCGGGUAAAACAAAAACAGAAGCCAUAAAAUAAAUGACGGUAAAAUCUGAAAACGUGGUAAAAAUGGGGUGUGGAAGUGGGUGGGUGGUUAGGCAGGUCAAUCGGUGCUUUUGAAAACACUAUUAAUUGGGUUUAGGAAAGGAGGAGGGUGGGUCAGUCAAUCGGUCAGUCAGUUAUUUAGUCAGUCAGUCAGUCAACAGCGGCCUCUGGUGGAUUUACGCAAGAACAGCAGGGCCGAAGGACACUCACGAGAGAAAUUUGAGAUCUCAAAAAGCGUACACAGUGGCCUCUGGUGGAUUCGCGAAAACAAAAACAUAGCUCCUGGGAUGUAUUUGGCACUCUCCAGAAAUGUACAUAGCAAUACGUUUUCAGAAUGAGCCUGGGUUUGAAUUUUUCUGUAUUCUCAAUAUUUUUCCAAUCUGUUUUCCAAAAUUUGAAAUCUUGUUUUAAAAUUAAACUGCAGUGUUGAUACGCUGAAGUAGUCCACCUGCAGAUGAUGGAUUUGUCCAUGCAUAUUAAUCUGGGACUCGAGGAAUAUUUGAACACUAAAACUGACAGCUUUUUCAUUGUGCAGCUAAUAAAAUGCUUUCUACAAAGGGCUUGUUUCCUCGUACUAAAUGAUGCAUGAGCACUGAGAAUGCGUUUUUGCUUUAGUCACAAUAUUCAUGCAAUUAAUUCACCAACAGCUGCUUAACACACAUAUAUAAUUUGACUGUUUUGCUGGGUUAUUUUAGUUGGAAAAACUCCUUUGAAUGUUAAAUUUUCAAAAUUGUCGUAAUUUUUCAUACUGAAAUCUGAUUCAUUUGCACACUUGAUUGUUCUGUUUUCCAAUAUUUACCCAUAUAUGUGCAUUUUUUAAAAUAUUGUUUAAUGUGCACAGCUAACAGAAAGCAAGAUUAUUUAGGAUAGCUUUGUUUUCUGCACUGCUAGUAAUCGGAACGGAGUUUUAAAACCCAAACAGUUUGUGACUGGUCUGAUGAACUGAUAGUCCCACCUAAAACUCGUGUCAUUGGUUGAGCCAGUAGGUGUGUUCAACUUUAUUUAGACUGAUAAUUCAUGUGAAAUGCAAUCAUGUACUUCAAGCAAAUCAACAGAUGGGAUGAUAUUUAAAAUAAUAAUAAUAAUAAUAAUAAUAAUAAUAAUUGUUUGCAAUUGUUUUUUUGGAGUUUGAAAUUUGCAAAAAACUAUUUCAGCUGGUAAACACCAAUGGUUUUUGGCUUUUAGAUAGUUGUAAAAAGGUAGGUGUAGCUCUGAGGCUCUGCCUUAUUAGAUGCAAAAAUCUUCCCUUGUUCAAUAGAAAAAAACUGAGGCCACUUGAACAUUUCUUUGGAUUUAUUAGAUAUUAUUUUGAGUAAAAUAUUAAUAUUUACAGUUGAAGUCAGAAUUAUUAGCCCCCUAAAUUAUUAGCCCCCUGUCUAUUUAUUUCCCCAAUUUUGGUUUAACAGAGAGAACAAAGAUUGUUUCAGCACAUUUCUAAACAUAAUAGUUUUAAUAACUCAGUUCUAAUAACUGAUUUGCUUUAUCUUUGCCAUGAUGACAGUAAAAAAUAUUUGACUAGAUAUUUUUCAAGACACUUCUAUACAGUUUAAAGUGACAUUUAAAGGCUUAACUAGGUUAAUUAGGUUAACUAGGCAGGUUAGGGUAAUUAGGCAAGUUAUUGUAUAAUGAUGGUUUGUUCUAUAGACUAUUGAUAAAAAAAAAGCUUAAAGGGGCUAAUAAUUUUAACCAUAAAAUGGUUUUUUAAAAAUUUAAAACUGUUUUUAUUCUAGCCGAAAUAAAACAAAUAAGACUUUCUCCAGAAAAGAAAUAUAUUAUCAGACAUACUGUGAAAAUUUCCUUGGUCUUUUAAACAUCAUUUGGGAAAUAUUUAAAAAAGAGAAAAAAAUUCAAAGGGGGUUUAAUAAUUCUGAUUUCAACUGCUUUUUUUUUUUUUUUUACAGUAUUUUUGAUCAUGUUUCUUCCAUAUUUCAAAUAAAAUAUUGUCAGUGUUUUCCCCUAGAUAAUGUAAAUGACAAAUUCCAUGAAACAUUGAUUUCUUAACCCUUCUGAAGUUAAAAGAUUCAUAUUGUUUUGUCAAAACUAUUCCUGUUAAAAACUUAAAAAUAUGUUUUUAUUUAACUGCUCAAAAAAGUUAAGUAAUUUACAUUUUCAUUUCAAAUUUGGAAGAAAAUACUUUACAAAAUGAAACUAAAUGAUGUUCUUCUGUGAAUUUUCAAGUGUUCUUUACAUUUUUUCCAAAAUUCUUUGCAAAAUUUGAAAUCUUGUUUUAAAAUUAAAACCGAAGAUAUAAUAAAAAAAAAAAACUAUAAUAGCAAAAAAAAAAAAAGCUUAUGUGUAGCAAUAAAGAGAUGCAGCGUUUACAUGCCGAGCAACUCAACCUGCUAAUGACAUUUGUCUAUGCAUAUUAAUCUACGAUUUGGGGAAUUAUUUAAACACUAAAACUGACAGCCUUUUUAAUGUGCAGCUACUAAAAUGCUUUCUACAAAGGGCUUGUUUACUCAAACUGACUGAUGCAUGAACACUGGCAAUGCAUUUGUGUUUUAGUCACAAUAUUCAUGCAAUUAAUUCACACACAGAUGCUUAACAUAUAUAUUUUGACUGUUUUGCUGGGUUAUUUUUUUAUUUUACUUUGAAAGUCUCCUUUGAAACAAUGUUUAAUUUUCAAAAUUCUUAUUGUAAUCUUUCAUACUGAAAUCUGAUUCAUUUGCACACUUGUGAUUGUUCUUUUUCCCAAUAUUUACCCAUAUACUGUAUAUGCAUAUUUUUGUAUUAUUUGAUGUGCACAGCUAAACCCAAAUAUAUUCAUCGACACCCUGAAUGCAAUACUAUUUUUCAUGAAAUUUGAGCAAAUAUUGAAUGUAGUCAUAUUCAUCUACAUGUUUGUUUGUAGAAGUUACUGUUAGUAAGUAGUACAUUACUCAACGUACAGCAUUUCAGUAGGUCGCAGUGUCUUAAAAACACUUGAUUGCACCUAAAUCUGUUUCUAAUAAACAAAGUAGACACACAAAGACUCGACUGCGGUAAGAGGAUUUAUUGUUUUAUUAAGUGUGGUGAACUGAUAUGCAGUGAAAAGUCUUGCGCACUACAUAAUUCUGCUUGAAUACGAUGAUGAAAUGCUAUUUUAGUGUAAAAAAAAUCUAAAAAACUCCCCACAAGUAAAAAGUAUCAUACAGAUUAUUUUAAAAAGCUGUAUAAAUGAACAUAGGUGUGAGAUUGGUGCUCGUUUCCAAGUGGCCAAUCGUGUACAAACCUGGCAAAUUUUAAGUCAUCUGGAAAAACAGGCCUGGAGUUACAUAAGCACAUCUUGCAACCAGGCAAUAAAAUAACAAAACCUCAGUAACGUAUUUACAGUCUUAAGAAUCGAGUCCAUAUGCAUGCACUCAUGUUGCAACAUUUUUUACGCAACCUUUUAGAAGUUCAGUUUUUGAUUGAAGAGGACAAAUACUAAUGAGCAUCUGGAAGUAUAUGGUUUAAAUCAAGAGGCAUUGCAUAUUUAAUGUGAAAAAUACAUUCUAAGAGAAACUUGAUACAACUUAACAUCAACGAUAUAAACAUCAUGAUAUGAAAUCUGACAUUCAAAAUAAGCAACAGAAGAAAAAAACCUAGAGUAGAUAAGUGCCCACACUUUUUCAGCAAUGCUGGUUCUGGAAGUAGUUUUCCAAUUCAGUUUUCCAAAAGAGAUUUCCAAAGUCUUUAAGCAUUAUAAACCAUGAAGCCAACCAAACUUUGCUUUGCAGGAAAGAAAA